UUCCGAGCGCGAAGGCUCGGCCUCCCACCAGCUACGACCAAUAGGCUGGUAGUGUGGGCGGUGCGCCAUUUGCGGAUUGACAGCUCUAUUGGCCAACCUGUGUGUUCCUCCACGUCGGCAGGGUCGAGGAAGAUGGACGCGGUUAUACUGGACCCCUCAUUGUACACAGUGAAAGCUGUUCUCAUUUUAGACAACGAUGGUGAGAGGCUCUUUGCGAAGUACUAUGAUGAGACCUAUCCCACUGUGAAGGAGCAAAAGUCCUUUGAGAAGAAUAUCUUUAAUAAAACGCACAGAACAGACAGUGAAAUAGCUCUUCUUGAAGGUCUGACUGUGGUAUAUAAGAGCAGCAUCGACCUUUACUUUUAUGUUAUUGGAAGUUCUCAUGAGAACGAGCUCAUGUUGAUGGCUGUUCUGAAUUGCCUUUUCGAUUCAUUAAGCCAGAUGCUCAGAAAAAAUGUAGAGAAGCGAACACUCCUGGAGAACAUGGAAGGACUGUUCCUUGCAGUUGAUGAAAUUAUAGAUGGAGGAGUUAUUUUGGAGAGUGACCCCCAGCAAGUGGUUCAUCGUGUUGCACUGAGGGGUGAUGAUGUUCCUCUUACAGAACAAACGGUCUCUCAGGUAAGAAUCCCUAACUCCAGUACAUCAGACUUCUAA
This is a messenger RNA of Staurois parvus, 654 nucleotides long. Lineage: Eukaryota; Metazoa; Chordata; Amphibia; Anura; Ranidae. The record is from the annotation of a GenBank genome assembly.